This is a messenger RNA of Chaetura pelagica (chimney swift), 792 nucleotides long. RefSeq names its product chromosome unknown open reading frame, human C11orf74 (gene IFTAP). Lineage: Eukaryota; Metazoa; Chordata; Aves; Apodiformes; Apodidae. Gene Ontology annotation, biological process: acrosome reaction; spermatogenesis. Gene Ontology annotation, cellular component: 9+0 non-motile cilium; cytosol. The record is from RefSeq and is a predicted model, not a curated record. Gene Ontology annotation, molecular function: intraciliary transport particle A binding.
AUGGGAGAAAAACUGUUAAACAACAGCAUUCAUGACCAAUUUAUUAAUAGGAAUGAGCAGUCACAUUAAGACUUUCAAAAUACAUUCAUUUAUCUUUUGAAAGAAGAAGGAGGAAAGACAAUUUAAGGAAGUAAAGUGGACUCCCUAAGAAAAUUAUUUUCUACUUCUGAAUUAUUAUGUAGAAAUAAACAGGGUGGCUCCUCUGGAAGAAGCAAAGAUAUACGGAUGCCUCUGCCACAUAUGCCAAAUGAGAAUGAGUGGAAGGUGAAUAAGGCAGAUAUUGUGCUGGAAGUCUGUUAUAGACCACCCAACCAGGAGGAGGAGACAGAUGAAGUAUUCUACAAGCAGCUGGCAGAAUUCUCACAAUUGCCAGCCCUUGAUCUGUUAGGGGACUUCAACCUACUGGAUGUCUGCUGGAAAUAUAACAUAGUAGAGAAGAAACAGUCUAGGAGGUUCCCUGAGUGUGUGGAGGAUAACUUCCUGACACAGCUGCAUAAGUUGAUUGCUUUUUAUUCUGCAGGGUCAUUAGUUCUCUCAGCAGAGGUGGAACAGACAGUGACUUAUUGUACUCCUUUUCUUGAUAGGCCAAUUCAACUGAAAUUUAGAACCUUGUCAGUUACAUGGCCAUCAGACAGCAAAGCUCAAAGACUACUAGGGGAUGAUGUCCAACCAUUCUCACUUGAUGAGGAAGUUGAUUAUGACAAUGUGGUCCUGACCCCUAAGUUCUCUGAAGCUGAGCUUAAUGCCAUUACAGAAUUGUCUGAAGAGAAGAAAAAGGGGACAGAUAUGUAG